Messenger RNA from Malaclemys terrapin pileata, 4040 nucleotides. RefSeq names its product BICD cargo adaptor 1 (gene BICD1). Lineage: Eukaryota; Metazoa; Chordata; Testudines; Emydidae. Bases 399 to 3209 code for a protein of 936 amino acids. The transcript has 11 exons. Gene Ontology annotation, biological process: microtubule anchoring at microtubule organizing center; protein localization to organelle; positive regulation of receptor-mediated endocytosis. Gene Ontology annotation, cellular component: cytosol; Golgi apparatus. Gene Ontology annotation, molecular function: cytoskeletal adaptor activity; dynein intermediate chain binding; dynactin binding. The record is from RefSeq and is a predicted model, not a curated record.
CAUUUUUUGCACAGGCUGCAGCAGCAGCGGGGAGAGAGGGAGCAGGUGGAGAGUUCAGAGACUGCAGUGAAGCUGCCCUCGAGACAUGGCGGAUCAGUGCCUCUGAAUAAGCAAAAAAUCCCCAAGCUGCCUCCCCUCCCAGCCCCCGGUUCGCCGCGCUGCUGCUGACAGGCCAAGGAGAAGGAGGGAAGCGGCCAGAGGACAAAUGGUGCUGCAGCCUUUUCUUUGAUUUCCUCCCCUUCUUCUCCAUGUUACAUCUCUCUUCAGUGCUUCAGUCAGUGUAGCUGCUGCUGCUAGCAGGAGCAUCCAGGGACAGUGCCGUCCAUCCCUCCCUUCCCCCACCCCCACCCCCUCUCCAUCUCUCUGUCCAUCCAUCCAUCCAUCCAUCCACAAGGGCUAUGGCUGCAGAAGAGGUAUUGUGGACAGUGGAUCACUAUAAGACUGAGAUCGAAAGGCUGACUAAGGAGCUCACCGAAACAACCCACGAAAAGAUCCAGGCAGCUGAAUAUGGGCUGGUGGUGCUGGAGGAAAAACUCACCCUGAAGCAGCAAUAUGACGAGCUGGAGGCUGACUAUGAUUGCCUUAAACAGGAGCUGGAGCAGCUGAGAGAGGCAUUUGGACAAUCAUUCUCAAUCCACCGCAAAGUGGCUGAAGAUGGUGAAACACGUGAAGAGACUCUCCUGCAGGAGUCUGCAUCAAAGGAAGCUUAUUACCUAGGGAAGAUCUUGGAGAUGCAAAAUGAGCUGAAACAGAGCAGGGCAGCGGUCACCAAGGUUCAAGCAGAGAAUGAGAGGCUCACUGCUAUCGUCCACGACCUGAAAGAGAAUAACGAAAUGGCAGAGCUGCAGAGAAUACGGAUGAAAGACGAAAUUCGAGAAUACAAAUUCCGAGAGGCAAGACUUCUUCAGGAUUACACAGAGCUUGAAGAAGAAAAUAUCACUUUGCAAAAACUGGUGUCCACACUGAAACAGAACCAAGUUGAAUAUGAAGGUUUAAAGCAUGAGAUUAAACGAUUUGAGGAGGAGACAGUAUUGCUUAAUAGCCAGCUAGAAGAUGCCAUCCGAUUGAAGGAGAUCGCCGAACAUCAGCUGGAGGAAGCCCUGGAGACUUUAAAAAAUGAAAGGGAGCAAAAGAACAAUCUGAGGAAGGAACUCUCCCAGUAUAUCAACCUCAAUGAUAGUAUGUACAGUAAUCACAUUAAUAUAUCAGUAGAUGGAUUAAAGUUUGCAGAGGAUGGGAGCGAACCUAAUAAUGAUGACAAAAUGAAUGGGCACAUCCAUGGGCCUCUUGUGAAACUGAAUGGAGAUUACCGGACUCCUGCAGUUAGGAAAGGAGAAUCUCUGCACCCAGUCUCUGAUCUCUUCAGUGAGCUCAACAUAUCAGAAAUGCAGAAAUUGAAGCAGCAACUUGUGCAGGUGGAGAGAGAAAAAGCUAUUCUCCUGGCCAACCUUCAGGAGUCCCAGACGCAGCUAGAACACACAAAGGGAGCCCUGACUGAGCAACACGAGCGGGUCCAUAGGCUCACAGAGCACGUCAACGCCAUGAGGGGACUGCAGAGCAACAAGGAGCUGAAAGUAGAGCUGGACUGUGAGAAGGGCCGAGACUCUGGCGAGGAAACACAUGACUAUGAAGUAGACAUCAAUGGCCUGGAGAUCCUAGAGUGUAAAUACAAAGUGGCCGUGACAGAAGUGAUCGACCUUAAAGCUGAGAUAAAGGCCUUAAAGGAGAAAUACAAUAAAUGUGUGGAAAACUACACAGAAGAAAAGGCGAAGUAUGAGAGCAGGAUCCAGAGGUAUGAUGAGCAGGUGACGAACCUGGAAAAAUCAACUAAGGAAAGUUACGAGAAAAUGGUUCACAUAGAAAAAGAGUUGCAAAGGAUGACGAGCCUAGCGAAUGAAAACCAUAAUACCCUCAACACAGCCCAGGAUGAGCUGGUGACAUUUAGUGAGGAGCUGGCUCAGCUCUAUCACCAUGUAUGUUUGUGUAAUAAUGAAACUCCCAAUAGGGUCAUGUUGGACUAUUACAGGCAAAGUAGAGUCACUCGUAGUGGGAGCCUGAAGGGACCUGAUGAUCCUAGGGGACUCCUGUCUCCACGGCUCACCAGAAGAGGAACGGCAUCCCCGGUAGAAGCCAGGACCCCAACUGAGCAUGUUUCGAAAGAGAGCAUAGAGGCUGGCAAAGAACAAAGUCCAACCAAGACACCUACGAUUUCUCCUGUCAUCACGGCCCCUCCUUCCUCUCCCGUCUCUGACACCAGUGACAUACGCAAAGAGCCAAUGAAUAUCUACAACCUAAAUGCAAUAAUACGGGACCAAAUCAAGCACCUGCAGAAGGCUGUAGAUCGGUCACUGCAGCUGUCACGCCAGCGUGCGGCAGCACGUGAACUAGUGCCCAUGAUUGAUAAGGACAAGGAGGCCUUAAUGGAAGAGAUACUGAAACUGAAGUCCCUGCUGAGUACAAAACGGGAGCAGAUAGCAACCCUGAGGGCAGUGUUGAAAGCCAACAAACAGACAGCUGAAGUGGCACUGGCCAAUCUGAAGAAUAAAUAUGAGAAUGAAAAAUCAAUGGUGACUGAAACCAUGACCAAACUGCGAAAUGAAUUAAAGGCUUUGAAAGAAGAUGCAGCAACCUUCUCAUCCUUGAGAGCAAUGUUUGCAACCAGGUGUGAUGAGUACGUCACACAGUUGGACGAGAUGCAAAGGCAGUUGGCAGCUGCAGAGGAUGAGAAGAAGACCUUAAACUCUCUAUUGCGGAUGGCUAUCCAGCAAAAACUUGCCCUCACCCAGCGACUGGAGGAUUUAGAGUUCGAUCAUGAGCAGUCCCGACGCAGCAAAGGCAAGCUUGGAAAGAGCAAGGACAGCCGCUCUAAAAGCCAUCCCAGGACUUCAGGGACCUACCUACAGAAUAUAUUAAGAGCCCCCCUUGAUCCCACCUCCACAGAAUCAUUUCUUCUGAGGGGCCCCCCUUCCAUGAGUGAACUCAUCCAUGAGUACCGUCUCAGCAAGGAAAAAAGGUUAACCGUGGCCAUACCAGAAAAGAGAAAUUAUCAGCAGCCUGCUGCCUCCAUACCACUACGCGGCUCACAACUAGCCAGGGGGCCAGACUGCCAGACUGUCAGUCCUAAUGUAGCCCUUCCAGAAGAGCAGCCACAUUCCAGCUCUCAGUGUGCCCCUCUCAACUGUCUCUCCAAGCCUCCUCCUUAUCCCUAAUUUUCAGAUGCAACAUAAGAGAAAAAACAAACAAACAAACAAACGAGUGGAGCACACACGACAAAGGUAUAAGUUGCUCCCAAGAAUCCAGUAGACAAUCCUGCCUUGUUGCUGCGUUGACAACUCUGGAUUCAUAUCCAAUGUUUUGGCAACCGAGUGUUGGUUGAGAAGAAGAACACAAAGCACAGAACCCUGCCUAUCAAGAAGACUUUUUAUGGUUCCUCUAAUUAUAUUCAAACUUUGCUAUCACACCUGAAGUUUAGUGAAAUUUAACAAAGUGACAAAAUGUUCCUCCCAGCUGCUUGGCUUUACUCUGAAAUAUUGAGUGACUUAAGCCAAUAUUUUAAAAAAAUAUGUUACAAAAUCCUAUUUUCACAUUCUCCACGUUCAGCCAUAUGAACCAGUUCAGAUUUUCUUUUCUGUCAUUAAGGGUGUGAUAUUUAUUUUUACUUUAUUUGCACCAUAAUUUUGUGUUUAUAAAAUGUGGUCCUUGUUUUUGGGAUUUUUUGUUUUGUUUUGUUUCUCCUUUUGGUGAGAGUUGUAUUUAAUUCAUUUUAUUUUUAAAAGACAACCAGAAAUAACUUAAGUUAAGAAUGGUUGAGUUAGUAUUUAAAAAAAAUGAUGGUUGUUAUCUUGGCCAGAGAGUAUGGCCUAUUUUUUUUAUUGCACAAAAACAUUGAAAAUGGGGUGAAUUGGAAUGUUAACAGUGACUUUGUAUUUUGCUGCUGCACUGAUAUUGUUUAUGCACUUGUUUUCUAAUUUCUAUUACACUAGCUGCUGGUUUUGUUCUAGGUCUUCACUGGAAGCUAAUUAUUAAACCUAAGAAGGAGA